AUGUCUCUGAAGCUUGCUGUAUUACCGGUUGGCCGGUACCAACCGAAAUGGUUGGAUGAUCAAGUCUCAAAACCCAGCUUAAAGAUUUAUGGUGUUCCACUGGAAAGUGGUACAUUCAGAUUUCGUUUGGAUGCUCGAGAUCGCAUUAAUCAGUUAGCAUCAGCACCAUUUGAAGUGGAAGUUGCUGAAAACGAUAAGUUGUCAAAGCAUGAAUUUGUGUUUGAAACUGCGUUUCCGUACGAAGCUCUUAUUAAACCAAGAGAACGUUUGAAGUUUUAUGAAAAACUACAGAAUUUGGUAAAGUCAUUGACUAAUGGAGGGCAACUUCAACCUGUUAUACUAAAGGCGAUUGAAAAGCGAAAGGGUGGAGCAUCUAGAGUGCUUUGGGUUUAUCCGACAUCAAAUGGCGGCUGUCCAGUGGAAUUUCUGAAUCUUCGAGAGAGGGAUAUGGUACAGGGCAGUGGUGUGUCGACAAAAGUUCAUGAUCAUAUGGGUUCCGAAUUUCGUAUAAAAAGUGCUAAACUGAGACUUCUAGGAGAAUGCAAAGUUACAAAGACCGAAAGUGUUGAAAAUGUUACAAUAACUGCCGUAACGGCAUAUGAACCAACUGUAACUUUUGGUGGUUUUCCACUAUUACUACCUUUGGCAAUUGCAACUGUGGUACUUUUAUUGCUACUUAUUUGUUUUACCACAUGGUGUAUCCUAAGACGAAAAAACCCCAAAACAGUGCAGUCAGAGUUUGUUUCUAAAGGUCUUCCGGUAGUAUUUCCGGAGGAGAUACCGCAAGAAGACGAAACAGCAAAUGCUUCAACGCCAAUGCUUGUUAAAGAAGAGCGGCCACCGUUGGUUUUUUCUCAACAUGAAAAUCCAUUAUAUAAGCCGCCACCUGCACUUUCCACAGCAUCGAGUCCACGUCCUCGAAAUACUCCGACAAACCAGAGACUUCCACCACCAUAUGUACCACCAUGA
Molecule: messenger RNA, 969 nt
Organism: Enterobius vermicularis (human pinworm)
Lineage: Eukaryota; Metazoa; Nematoda; Chromadorea; Rhabditida; Oxyuridae
Source: the annotation of a GenBank genome assembly